Molecule: messenger RNA, 1562 nt
Organism: Ctenocephalides felis (cat flea)
Lineage: Eukaryota; Metazoa; Arthropoda; Insecta; Siphonaptera; Pulicidae
Product: ets DNA-binding protein pokkuri-like
Exons: 10
Coding region: 88-1449 (453 amino acids)
Biological process (GO): cell differentiation; regulation of transcription by RNA polymerase II
Cellular component (GO): nucleus
Molecular function (GO): DNA-binding transcription factor activity, RNA polymerase II-specific; sequence-specific DNA binding
Source: RefSeq, a predicted model, not a curated record
CUUUUUUAAUAAGUUUAAUUGUGGUGAUUUAGUGCGGUUAUAAAGGUUACACGCGAAACAAUCAAUUUGGACAUAAAUUGCGUCAAAAUGAAUUUGACAGAUUCACAUUUGAAUUGUCCAGAGAUAAGUAGAAUUGCUAGUUAUAUUGGGGAACAUCCUGCUUAUUAUACGAAUUCUGGGACUAAGCCUGUAUCGAGUGUAUCUGACUUAUACGCCCCGUACAUUAGGAGUACAAAUCAUUCGAGGGAACAAUGGAACAAUGCACAAGAUAAUACCAAGCCUGAUUCUGUACAUGGUUCUUCGCCAUCUAGAAAUUUUUUUGGAUUUUGUAAUUCAAAUUACGGAUACAGGACGCCACCGCCACAAGUUUCUGUUAAAAGAGAGCCACCUGAAAGUACCUGGGCUGACUCUUCUCGCAACGUAGGUACCCUGUCUCCACCCCAAACGACGUUUCCCGAAUAUAGCCCACGACCUUCGUCAGUGAUUAGCUAUCAACAAAUAAGUGCUGGAACUAAUAAUGCUCAACAUCAACUUCAUAGUGCGUCCACAGCAAAUACGUUAGCAUCUGAUAAAUCGGAGCAGCAAACAGCCUACACAGCUGCAGCAGCUGAUAGCACUACCUCUUGCAGCAGUACUACAGGCGGAGUCGACGUCCCUGGGGCUGGUCUGUAUUCAUCCAGCACGCCCCUCGUAGCAUCGGCGGCUACGAGCGCGCAAUCUCACGGCACUACGAGCGCUCACGCAAGCGCCGGACAGGUGAUAUCCGUAGCGGGCAACCCGUUCCAUCACCCCAGGCGAGGCUCGCUACAAUUGUGGCAGUUUCUAGUUGCGCUUUUGGAUGAACCGGCGGCAAGUUCUGGGUGCAUUGCGUGGACCGGACGCGGUAUGGAGUUUAAACUCGUAGAACCGGAAGAAGUAGCGCGUCGAUGGGGACUUCAAAAAAACAGACCGGCCAUGAACUACGACAAACUGAGCAGGUCCCUGAGGUAUUACUAUGAGAAGGGCAUUAUGCAAAAAGUUGCAGGCGAGCGUUACGUCUACAAAUUCGUAUGCGAUCCGGAGGCGCUGUUCAACAUGGCUUAUGGAAACGGCACGCAGGACGCGUCGGGGAUCACAUCUCAGCAACGAGUCAAAUACAAACAUCAACAGCCUGCCAAUGACCAAAUCCACAGUCAUCAACACUCACAUAACAGUCCCGUUCUGCAACAACAGCAACAUCUGAAUUCACAUCAGCUUAAUCAUCAACAACACCAACAAACUAUGACUGCUGGUCAACAGCAAACUAUUGCCAAGACUAAUGAAAGCCAAGGUUCAGUGUAUCACUCAUUUUAUAAUAAUGCUAGUCACAUACAAAUUCAUUCGCUGCAACAAUACAUAGGAACUGACGGUUCUCAUUGUCUAAGGACUCAACACUAUUACCCGCAUGCGUAUGCAAACGUUGGAACUUAAUUUUAAUGAUGAUCUUACAAGUUCAAACAUAGCACAUAUGCCUAUAAAAACAUACAUAAACUACAUGCCACUUCAAAUGUAUCAUACGCGUGCGGAUUUUUCUAUAGCGAAAU